AUAUCUUUUAAUUGAUACCAAUUAUCCAAUGUAAUAAGACGUCAUUACUUAUUUUUUAUUUUAAACAGAACACUUGCCACAAGAUUAUUUUUUUUUCAAAACAAUAACGUUACGGUUUAUUAUGUUAUUAAGACAACUAUAACGUGGUACACGAAUAUAGUAGUAGAAUAUUAAAAGAGAAAAACAAAUACUGCACUGGUGAAGAUUUUUUUUAAAUUAAGGAAUGAAGGAACCAAAAGAAUUGUAUUCAAUUUAUAUAGAGUCAUUUUCUAAUUUUCUAAAUUCUUUAUUUCCAGGACUUUCUUGUAUUAUUCUUCCAUGUGUCUUUAAAAUUUUGGAAGCAUCAUGGGAAAACAAAAUGGAUUCACAAAAAAAAAAAAAAAUUUUAAAUCAGUGUUGUUUAAUAUAUGAGACAUAUCUUCAAGAUCAUUGCGUUCCUAUCUUUGUUAAAGAUAGGUUGCCAUGUUUAGCUACAAAACAAUGCGACGGAGAAACGAUCAACACCACGUGUUCCACGUCGGGUUCGACAGAAUGUACGACAUUGUUUUCAAAAUAUCGUGUGGAAUGCGCACGCCAUCAAAUAAAUCCUUGGUAUGUGUUCAGAAAAGAACAACAAAUUAUUCAAGUCGAUGUGUUCCAUCACAAAGUUCUUCAGAAGCUUUGUAUUCCACAAACAUUGGGACAUGCGUUGUUAGAAUCGAGUUCAUCACGUCAAUUAUGUGAUGCACUGGAAAAGAAAUGCUACGAAUCAUUUCUUUAUCCUCAUUAUAAGAGUAAUUUACCGAAUGCACGCUGUUCUUGUUCUGUAAACACAGAUACUGAGGUAUCUUUAACGAUGAAUAACAACGGAGUGUUACAACAAUGUUUAUCUAAAAAACCUUGCGAUGAAAAUGUUUUGUUGCAAACACUUUAUAUAGUGGUGUCCUUAGAACUUGUGAAGGUGCUAAAUUUUUGGUAAGAAACUCUCUUUUUCAGUGUCCCAGCGAAAUACCAUUGUUAGGUUUGAAAACGCUCUUCGAGAGAUUUUUGAGUGCUGUAAAAUCUUGUCGUUGGAAGGUUGAAUGGGACGUUGGGAAAAUCAACGAGAAUCGUUUACUAUGCCAACUUUAUGGUCAUUUAACAUUAAAAUUAAGUUACUUUGAAAAUGGUAAAAUUUUCGCCACGCAUUCGAACGAGUGUGCACGAUCGCUCGAAUUCGCUUUUCCAGUGGAUGGAUAUUGAAAGAAUAGUGGAAGAUAUUAUCAAAUGUAUUAUAGAAGAACACUACAUUUUUUUUCAUAAAAUUGAACAAUUUUACAAAGCGUUACAUACACAUGUACUGAAACAUGUCAAACGUGUUGUGGCGUUCCACCAAAGAAAAUUUGAUUGGAAACAACCUAAUGAUACAAUACCGUACAAUGUGAUGUGUCAUUUAUUAAAAAAAUGAGGCAUGUGCGUUCAAAAAAUGUAAAGUACAUGUUUUUUUCUUGGACGACGUAUGACUUGAUCAAAAAAAUUACUGUGACACAAAUAGAGAACAGUAAAGACGAUUCUGUCAAAUCGUUUUGUAACUCUUUGUUUUCACACAAACACACAUACACACACGUGCGCGUACCUGUCACACCCCACACAAAGACAAAGGUCGAAAUGGAGAAAGCGUCUUCGUCUUCAAUUUCUCUGAUAAAAAAAAGGGUUGCGUAUUUUUAUGAUUCCGAGAUAGGAAGUUACUAUUACGGGCCAGGUCACCCGAUGAAGCCUCAACGGGUUAGAAUGACGCAUGCUUUAUUAAAGGGUUAUGAAUUGUAUCGUUUAAUGGAUGUAAUUAAACCGCAUCGUGCAAGUGAAAGUGAACUCACGUUUUUUCAUGAUAAUGAUUAUGUGAAUUUCCUAGCUGUAGUAACAGCGGAAAAUGCUAAAGAAUUUCUUAACCACACAAAGCGCUUUAAUAUUGGGGAUCAAACAGAUUGUCCUGUUUUUCCAGGUUUAUUUGAAUUCCAGCAAUCUUGUGCAGGUGCAUCUAUAGAUGCAGCCGCUCGACUGAAUGCGGGAAAAGCAGACAUUUGCAUAAAUUGGUCAGGGGGAUUACAUCAUGCAAAGCGUGCAGAAGCUUCAGGAUUUUGUUAUAUUAAUGACAUUGUUUUGUGUAUCUUGGAACUCUUAAAAUAUCAUCCCCGUGUAAUGUAUAUUGAUAUUGAUAUUCAUCAUGGAGAUGGAGUAGAAGAAGCUUUUUAUACAACACAUCGCGUGAUGACAGUGUCGUUCCAUAAGUUUGGAGAUUUUUUUCCAGGAACAGGAGAUAUCACAGAUGUCGGAGGUGCAGCAGGAAAGUAUUAUGCCAUUAAUGUUCCAUUGAAUGAUGGAAUUCAAGAUGAACAGUAUUUGGAUUUAUUUAAACCAAUUAUAUCUAAAGCAGUGGAAGUUUAUCGACCGGGAGCUAUUGUGUUACAGUGUGGAGCAGAUUCAGUCUAUGGCGAUCGUUUGGGGAAAUUCUCUUUAAGCAUUAAAGGACAUGCUGAGUGUGUUAAACAUGUGGAAUCUUUUCAUAUACCCCUUGUCGUUUUGGGAGGUGGAGGUUACACAAUUCGUAAUGUUGCGAGAACAUGGGCAUAUGAAACGUCUGUUUUACUGGAUCAAAAUGUUCCUAAUAAUUUACCAUUUAACGAUUAUUAUGAUUACUAUGGACCUGAAUAUACUCUGCACGUACCUGUUGUAUCAGACACUAAUUGUAAUUCUAAAGAUCACUUACAAGCAAUUAAACAACGUGUUCUAGAGAAUUUAAGUCGCUUAGAGCAUGCUCCAGGAGUCGAGUUCGCCUAUGUUCCUCCUGACUUUUUUCAUAAUGUCGAAGACGAUCCUGAUGAAACAGAACAGUAUCAGAUUCAAUAUGAAGGAGGUGGUGAAGCAGCUUCCUCAAAUGAAUCCAUAAUCAAAACAGAUGCUCGUAAACAAAGAACAUGUGAAGCUUUAUCUUAUUUACGACCAAAAGAGAAAGCAACUGUUCAUCAAAUACAGUCCGCUGAGCAUGCAUGUGAAUUUUAUGACACUUUAGGUGACUCGACAUUUAAAGCAAAACAAUUUGAAAAUUUCAUCAAUUUACAACCGGGAGUUGCUUAUCAUGAUGAUGUAUUAAAUCCAGAACAUAAUAAAGAUUGGUAGAUUACUUUUAGAUUAAAUCCAAUGUGUUGAUAAGAAAAAAUCACAAAAUAACAAAAGUAGCGACACGCAUAAAUAAUACCAAAUCAAGUAAAAACGAUACCUGAAAAGAAGAUAUUUUUUCGUGUAUAAAAAAGAAUUUAGAAAACUAACGUAUUUUUUGAACCAUCGUUUAAUUUUUUCAA
Molecule: messenger RNA, 3317 nt
Organism: Hylaeus volcanicus
Lineage: Eukaryota; Metazoa; Arthropoda; Insecta; Hymenoptera; Colletidae
Exons: 17
Coding region: 1423-3135 (570 amino acids)
Molecular function (GO): histone deacetylase activity
Source: RefSeq, a predicted model, not a curated record